AAAGGAGACUGGAGGAUCUGUCCAGCACUCUCCACUUGCUGCUUGCACAUUUUUUCCUGCAGUUCUCCGGUUUGUUGCAACUUUCAGCCCAAACCCAGUGUCCUCUAAUGACCUCACAUCCUGUUUUCCCACUUCCUUCUGAAUGGACCGGUUUGGGACGGUCCGGUCAGCGCGCAGCGUGGAUCCCUGUUGUAUCGGCGCGUGUCUCCACGCACACGUUGUUAGAUCCUCGGUGUCACAAGGCUGCAGAGGACCAGAGAGCAAACUUAAUGCCACGAUCGUUUGACGAGUUACGCACCUGACUAUGAGCCGUGUGUUGCACUGACAGAGAGGAUAAGGGGCGUCGCUGUUGCACUUCUGACAGAAUGAAGAUGAGAGAGGGGAAGAUUAUAAACCAGGGCCUGGAGGAUGAGAUGGAGGUGUGGGGCUACCAGCCCUGUCUGUGGAAGAUGAUCCUGGUGGGUGUAGGCGCUGUGUGCUCCGGGGGUCUCCUGCUGCUGCUGCUCUACUGGCUGCCUGAGUGGGGCGUCAAGGGCACCUGCACACACACCUCGCUGAGAGACGCACAGACACUGCUGCUCAGGACCACGGAUGAGUUCAAGCAGUGGUUUCGAGCCAAAGUACAUGUGAUGUUGGUUCCAGGGAAGAAACCUUUUGACAGCAUGGAUCUGCAGUCUCAGCUGUUGAAUGGAGACGGAGACCACAGCAUCAGUGCUGUGCACAAGGAGCAUCAUGGGAAAUUUGCCCAUGUACAGCCAGCUCAGAUCCACUACUUCACCCAUCACAGCACUAAAUACUUCUGGAACGAUGUGAUGCAGAACUUUGAAUUUUAUAAAGGCUUGGAGGAUGUGAAGGUGAGCUGUGCAAGCAUCCACUCUGACCACAGCUCUGGACUCUCUAAAACUCUGCAGGAGUACAGGAUGCUGUUUUUUGGGGAGAAUGAGAUCGCUGUGAGGGUGCCCUCUCUAUUCAAGCUCCUCAUAAAGGAAGUCUUGAAUCCUUUCUACAUCUUCCAGCUCUUCAGUGUUAUUCUGUGGAGUGCUGAGGACUACUACUAUUAUGCUACAGCCAUAGUUUUCAUGUCUGUCAUUUCAAUAGCUACCUCACUUUAUACCAUUAAAAAGCAAUAUGUGAUGCUGCAUGACAUGGUGGCUGCACACAGCGUGCUCCGUGUUUCAGUGUGCAGAGGAAAUAAAGAUAUUGAACAGGCCAUGUCAACAGAGCUUGUGCCCGGUGAUGUCAUUAUUAUUCCAGCCAAUGGGAUGAUUAUGCCGUGCGAUGCCGUGCUCAUCCAUGGAACCUGCAUCGUAAACGAGAGCAUGCUGACAGGAGAGAGCGUGCCAGUUACCAAGACCAAUCUGCCCAGUUCAGACGAGGAGGCAGCCAGGAGCUACGACAUGGAGGAACACAAGAGACACACCUUGUUUUGUGGUACCCAGGUUAUCCAGACCCGCUUCUACGCAGGUGAACUGGUGAAGGCUGUUGUGGUCCGAACAGGUUUCAGUACUGAGAAAGGCCAACUCGUGCGGUCCAUCCUCUACCCUAAACCCACAGACUUCAAGCUGUACCGCGAUGCUUACCUGUUCUUGUUGUGUCUGGUGGGGGUGGCAGGGAUCGGCUUCAUCUACACCAUCGUCCUCAGUAUCAUGAACAAGGUUCCUGCUAAAACCAUCAUCAUCGAAUCUUUGGACAUCAUCACCAUCACCGUACCCCCGGCCUUACCGGCAGCCAUGACAGCUGGUAUUGUGUAUGCGCAGCGGCGACUGAAGCGGGUCGGCAUCUUUUGCAUCAGUCCUCAGAGGAUCAACAUGUGUGGUCAACUUAACCUAGUCUGCUUUGACAAGACUGGUACUCUGACUGAGGAUGGUUUGGACAUGUGGGCUAUUCAGAGAGCUGAAGAUGGCAGCUUUUCUCCUCCAGAGUCUGAUGCAGCUAAAGAAAGUCUGGUUAACUCUACAUUUGUGGUUGGCAUGGCAACCUGCCACUCACUGACCAAGAUAGAGGGCGAGCUCUCCGGCGACCCUUUAGACCUGAAGAUGUUCAGCGCUACGGGCUGGAUCCUAGAAGAGCCCACAGAGGAAGAGACUGCACUCCACAAUCCCAUAAUGCCCACAGUUGUGCGACCUCCAAAGCACAACGUCCCUGAAGCCAAUCAGAACAAUCCGCUAACUCAGAACAUGGAGAUGUCUGAAUUAUCAUCCUGUGAGAUUGGUAUUGUGCGUCAGUUCCCGUUCUCCUCGGCCCUGCAGAGGAUGAGUGUUGUGGUCAGGAAGUUGGGGGAAAAACACAUGGACGCUUACUUGAAAGGAGCACCGGAGGUUGUGGCCAGCCUCUGCAAACAGCACACAGUCCCACAGAGUUUCACAGAGACUCUGGAAACCUACACCAGGCAGGGCUUCAGGGUUAUUGCCCUGGCACAUCGACAGCUGGAGUCCAAACUCUCCUGGCACAAAGUCCAGAACCUCAGCAGGGACCUGAUAGAAACAAACAUGGAGUUUCUCGGUUUGAUCAUCAUGCAGAACAAAAUAAAAGAGGAGACUGCCGGAGUUUUACGUGAAUUACGGCAAGCUAACAUUCGUACAUUGAUGGUUACAGGUGACAACAUGUUGACGGCGAUAUCAGUAGCUCGAAAUUGUGGGAUGGUCCGUGCACAUGAGAGAGUCAUUAUAGCAGAUGCUGUGCCUCCUAAGGAUCUCAACCCUGCUAGUAUCACCUGGCAUUACACUGAAAACCCCAGUCAGACCAUCAAGGACAAUCAGACAGUGAAGAUAAACCUGGAGGAGGGAGUGUAUGACAAGCAAGUCACUCUGCAGGAACAAAGCUAUCACUUCGCUGUGAGCGGCAGAGCCUUCGCUGUUAUCACAGAGCACUUCCCUCAACUCGUCCAAAAGCUCGUGCUGAGAGCCACUGUGUUUGCUCGGAUGGCUCCAGACCAGAAAACUCAGCUGGUGGAAGUCAUGCAGAGCAUCGACUACACUGUUGGAAUGUGUGGUGAUGGUGCUAAUGACUGUGGAGCCUUGAAGAGAGCUCACAGUGGGAUCUCUCUGUCUGAGCUGGAGGCUUCUGUUGCUUCACCCUUCACCUCCUCCACCUCAAACAUCUCCUGUGUCCCCAACCUUAUCAGGGAGGGCCGAGCCGCCCUCAUUACAUCAUUCUGCGUGUUCAAGUUCAUGGCUCUCUACAGCAUCAUCCAGUACCUCAGUGUCACGCUGCUCUACUCGAUUCUCAGCAACUUGGGAGACUUCCAGUUCCUCUUCAUUGAUAUUGCCAUCAUUCUCAUCAUUGCCUUCACAAUGAGUCUGAACCCGGCGUGGAAGGAGCUGGUGUGGCGUCGCCCUCCUUCCAGUCUGAUCUCUGGCCCGCUGCUCUGCUCCGUUCUGACCCAGAUCCUCACCUGCCUGGUCUUCCAGGUCCUGGCUUUUCUCUUAGUACGACAGCAGAGCUGGUACGAGAUGUGGACUCCUCAGUCAGAUGCCUGUAAUGUUUCCAGCUCCAGUUUCUCUCACAGUCUGAAUGUAACAACCCCUCACGACCACAAAAACAUCAGGAACUACGAGAACACCACCCUCUUCUACGUCUCCUCCUUCCAGUAUUUGGCCGUGGCCAUCGUUUUCUCCAAGGGAAAGCCCUUCAGACAGCCAAGCUACAAGAACUGGCCGUUCAUGCUGUCCUGCAUUGGUCUGUAUACUUUUCUCCUCCUCAUCAUGCUGUAUCCUGUUCCUGCCAUCGACAACUUCCUGGAGAUCGUGUGUGUUCCCCAUGACUGGCGCGUUACACUGGUCAUCAUUGUCAUAGUGAAUGCGGCUGUGUCUUUCAUGCUGGAGAUUUUGAUCCUUGACAUCAUCUUGUGGAGGCUAGUUUUCAGACGCAGUCAGGGGGUAAAUCGCCCCACAGAGUGCCCCUCUGCUGACACACCUCAGGUGGCCAAUGACUGCUGGGGCUCGUCCUUCCUCUCCUGGUUGUUCUGUCAGAGAAACAAGCCCCCAAAGGUGCGCUACAUGCACCUGGCCCUGGAGCUGCAGGACGAUGCCGACUGGCCCCCCAAACCCUACUCUGUCACCUGCGCCAGGGAACCACAAUCUCACAUCUCUGCCCCCCUCUGACACCAACAAGUAAAACUAUUGCACAGACUAAAUUAAAAGAACCCAACAACCCUUAAUGUUGACUUAGCUUGGGUUAAGCUCAGAGAUGUGACGGAUGCUCAGAUAAUGUUUAUUGGAUGUCGAGCCGGCUGGAUGCCAGCAAACAAUCCAGGAGCCUCAUAAAGGCGAGGCCUCCUACUGCAACAACUGACGGACACUGUGAACUGCUCAUACAUAUCUUUCACUUUGAUUCACCUCGUCAGAACGGACAAACUUGAGCCAGAGGCCUCUGUUAAAGGAAUGGUUAAGCAUUUUGGUAAAGGCCUUAAUUCCAGUCUUAGGACGGUGAAUAUGUAGGUAGUGACAGUUGUCAGCUAACUUAGCUUAGCACAAAGACUCAAAUUAGGGGUAAACAACUAGCCUGUCUCUCUCUUUCCAAAUGUUAUAAUCUUUUGAAGCUCACUAAUUUUUUAAAAAGUUUUUAUCUUAUUUGGUUGAAUCUGUACUUCACUGCUGGCUACCUGGCAACCUCACGGUGAUAAAGUCCAGCCUAGCAGUUUCCCCAAUUCCAGUUUUUAUGCUAAGCUAAGCUAACCAGAUGCUGGCUGUAGCUUCAUAUUUACUGUACAGACGUGAGAGUGGUAUCAAUCUUCUCAUCCAACUCUCACCAAGAAAACAAAUAAGUAUUCUUCCCCAAAAUGUCAAACUAUUCCUUUAACAUGACUUGAUGUUUCACUAACUACACUGGACACGGAGAAUGACCUUUUCCUUGUUUUAAACUGUUGUUAUUAUUCAGAGUCAGAAUUUGAAAGAUCUGAACUAAGUGAGAUGCAUUUUUCUCACACUGAACAAAACAUCAGAAAUAUCACCAGAUUCAGUAUUCAGUCAUGUCUGACACUAAAAGAACUGGAUAAAUCUUUCCACUUCACUAUGAACAAAAACAUACAGUCGUCCACUAACGUUUGCUGCUCCUAAAAUCUAAAAGUUGAAAACUGUAUUAGGUCCUAUGGAUUCAAAGAAACAUGAGAGACGAAUGCCUUUUUGCAAUUUCAUGAACACAACUGGUACUGUUGUAUUUCUGAGACAGAAAACAUUCCACUGCUGCGUUUCUGUCAGAGUCACUUCAGUCGAAAUUCUUCCUGUGGAAGAAGCAGAAAUUUCUGUGUCCCUUUUUAAUUUUUUUUUGCCAGUGCCGCUGUGUGUGUGUGGUUGUGUAAAAGAGAGAGCAAGAGAGUGUGUUAGUUAAUAAGAUGAUCAACAUUAACUAUUUCUGUCUUUAUGCUCUUUUUCUCAAAACAUGACUUUCUUUUUGAAUCAAAUGUUUAAAAGGAAAAAUUACAACAUUUAACAUCACUAAGGUACUGUACACAACUGAUAAUGUUUUAAUGAAUUAAUUAAAGCAAUUCAGUUAAUCAAAACAAAUCAAUGAGACACUUGCUGCUGUGUCAGUUUCAACAGUUGAUUUUAACAUUUAAUUUUUAUAUCAUAUUUUUAUGUAACUUCACAGCUGUUGUAUACAUAUUUUUCUAGUUGAGUUUAAAAAUGAAUAUGAUGAUGAUAAAUGUGAAAUUUAGUCACCUAAAUCCUUAAAUCUUCUUCAAGGGAAUAUGUUUUUGAAAAUUGUAAUACAGUAUUUGUACUUAUUUUCUUAUUUCUAAAAUGUGACAAAAGUGUUUCUGUGUCAGUCAACAAAUAUUCCCCUGUUUGCUCUGCAGAACUCCUAUUACAUUUCCCAAUAAAUCUGUAUAUUAAGCCA
Messenger RNA from Dicentrarchus labrax (European seabass), 5838 nucleotides. RefSeq names its product polyamine-transporting ATPase 13A3. Lineage: Eukaryota; Metazoa; Chordata; Actinopteri; Moronidae. The coding region runs from base 366 to 4103 and encodes 1245 amino acids. Gene Ontology annotation, molecular function: P-type ion transporter activity; ATP hydrolysis activity; ATP binding. Gene Ontology annotation, cellular component: late endosome membrane. The record is from RefSeq and is a predicted model, not a curated record. The transcript is spliced from 33 exons. Gene Ontology annotation, biological process: polyamine transmembrane transport; intracellular calcium ion homeostasis.